UUUGUUUCAGAUGACUACAAGUAAUCAUAGGCUGCCAAAUAACACUACAGGGACAACAACAAGAUUAAAAAAGGCUGACAGUUCCACAGCAACUUGUACGACCUCAGGUGAAAUACAACAACAGCCGGGUAACCCAGGAAGUUGCGGGAUGGAAGAACAAUGUACAAAUAAUUUUAGGAUAGGAAUUUACGGUUGGAGAAAAAGAUGCCUAUACGUACUGAUCUUAGGACUACUUAUAAUUGUUAUUAUCAAUUUAGCGUUAACGUUAUGGGUUCUUAAAGUAAUGGAGUUUUCCUCGCGGAAUAAUGGACCCAAUAUUGUUUUCAGAUUGGAAUCGCCGACAAGAUCGUUAGGUAUUCGUGCGCCCGGUGGGAUCAAGAUAGAGUCCAGGGCAGGCGAAAUAAACGGGGUGUCUUUUCGGGACAUUAAGUUAAAAUCUGUCGCGGGCGAAAUACGGUUAGAGUCCGGUUCGGUUAAGAUGCAAAACUUGCCGACCGCCAUCCCUUCAUCGAGAUCGACGCAGUCGAAAAGUCACGAAGUUUAUCAACUGUGUGUGUGCAGCAGCGGAAAAUUAUUCCUGGCCCAUUCCCAUGCCAUUUGCGCUUCGGCGGAAAACGACAACGUUUGCCGAUAAAAGAUAAUUUUACCAGAAGAACAAAACAAUUUAUUACUCGAGCAUUUUCUAUUCAUUAACGUGAAGAUAUUGUUUCGAUAAAUUCAUAUACAAAAUAUACGAAAUAUUUUUGCCAAACAAAUUAUCCUUUCUUUAGAACAAAUCACUUUCAAUUUGAAACAAAUCGGAUCGCACUUUAUAAGCAAACAUAUUGACUAAAAUUUCAAAAGCAAUAGCUUUGAAUAAAUUUUCGUCUACCUAAUUAACAUUGUUAAUCCGCAACUUCUUCUCUAUAUACAUAAAUUUUUUUCAAUUUUUCUGAAUGUACCUUUACUUUAAAAAAUAUUGCGUUAAAACUCUUUUUAUCUAAAAUUUAAAGUUAUAAAUAAUUUUCGUCAAAAAUGAUAUUUAUAAGAGAACAAUUUUGAAAGAGAAAACUUAAUUUUGUAAAUCUACUCGCUUUCUCAACGAAAAAUUAAUCUGUUUCAUACACGUAUAAUAAAUUGGUUUGACAUUAAAGUCAAGCAAAGUUUAAAUGAAGUUUUACUGAUAAUCGCAUGUCUGAAAUGACCUAAACUUAUCUAAAAAUUAAUCACAAAUAAUUCAAGCUUACAAUGAAUAUAAAGUAGGUACUGAAGUACUGGCGCGAUCUAAUAAAUAAGGAUAUGCACAAAUUGAAAAUGACUUAUUCCUUAAAUUUACCCUCCCUUAAGUUAAAUCUUUGUGUACAUAUAUACAAAAAAAAAUGUAUAUUAUAUAGAAGAA
Messenger RNA from Agrilus planipennis (emerald ash borer), 1378 nucleotides. RefSeq names its product delta-sarcoglycan-like. The record is from RefSeq and is a predicted model, not a curated record. NCBI's taxonomy places the organism in Eukaryota, Metazoa, Arthropoda, Insecta, Coleoptera, Buprestidae. The coding region runs from base 11 to 634 and encodes 207 amino acids. The transcript is spliced from 3 exons. Gene Ontology annotation, biological process: heart contraction; cardiac muscle tissue development. Gene Ontology annotation, cellular component: sarcoglycan complex; sarcolemma.